AUGGUCGUAAAACUAACUGCCGCUGCGUUGUACGCGGACGUUUACCCCACCCAUACCAAAGCCCGCGGAAGACAAAUGGAUUGCGCCGCUGAGAAGCGCCAAAAAUUAACUGCUUUACCAGCUCUUGUGGAAGAUGACUCCGAGGUUGAAGAGUAUGAACAACCGAUGGUGAAAUGUUUUGUACCCCGUCCUGAAGCACUUCGGCGACAGAAAUCAAUUUCUCCGCAAGGAAGGGAAAGGAUGCGGCGGCAACUCGCAUUGCCAUCGCUUUCUGAGGAUGAAGAGCCAUGA
Messenger RNA from Pieris macdunnoughi, 291 nucleotides. The record is from the annotation of a GenBank genome assembly. Lineage: Eukaryota; Metazoa; Arthropoda; Insecta; Lepidoptera; Pieridae.